UAACAUUUUUUUUCUUUUCUCCCUUCUCCUACAUUUCAACCAAAAAAGCCAAAGGGCAAGAAAAGGUCUAAAAGGGUGUAUGCAUUUGUUGAAGCAUAAAGCCUUAAACUUUUUUUUGGUAAUUUUAGAGUAUUGGGUCUGCCUCAAAACGGAGUUUAAGGAUUGACUUUUAAAGAUCAGAUUUUUUUUAGAACACUUUCAGGAGGAUUUUUGUUGGAGGGGGGUUCUGAUGGGGAGCCCCGAUGAGCCCAACAUAAAGGGCAUUGAUGCGUCGGUCGGUGGCUUGGUUUGGGUUCGACGCAGAAACGGUUCGUGGUGGCCGGGUCGGAUUAUGGGCCUUGACGAACUCUCUGAGGGCUAUUUAGUUUCUCCAAGAUCCGGUACUCCUGUUAAGCUUCUUGGUCGUGAAGAUGCAAGCGUGGACUGGUAUAAUCUUGAAAAGUCAAAGCGGGUGAAGGCCUUCCGCUGUGGAGAAUAUAAUGAAUGUAUUGAGAAAGCAAAAGCUUCAGCUGCAAAUUCUAGCAAGAAAGCAGUGAAAUAUGCUCGAAGAGAAGAUGCAAUUCUCCAUGCUCUUGAGAUUGAGAGCGCCCGUUUAGGCAAGGAUCAUCCUGAUUAUUUCUCUAGAAAAGAUAGAUCUGGUGGUGAUCAAGGUUGUUCAGCCAAAGAGUCACCUAACAUGUCACGUUCUGGGAAAGAAAAUGAUGAUGAAAUGAGUGGAUCUGAGGAUGGCUCUAAUUCAGCUCCAGAAUUAUCACAGUCUGGCAUAUCCUUUGAAGAGACAAAUCUUAUUAAUGGUACUAAGGGGCGCUCUAUGCUGGUAAAGAGAAGAAAAACCCCAAAUGAUUCAGAGGAUGAUGGAGCAGAAGGAAUCAAACGAAUGAAAGGACUUGAGGAUCUAGGCAUGGAUGUAGGAUCAAAAAGAAAAGCUCAGGCCACAGGGGUGCUCGAGUCAGUUCAACAAGAGAAUGCUUCAUUCUGUGGACCAAACACUAACAACUGCCUGUCUAAUGGAGGUCCCAUAAAUGGUAGCAGAAACCAUUCAUCAUCACUAAGAAGAAAGAGAUCUCAAGUGGCAAAUGUUCAUGAAUUCCUAAAAAGGAAAAAUCGCCGGAGACCAUUGACCAAGGUUUUGGAGAGUACUGUUAUGGUGUCAGUUCCAGUUUCUUGUGAUGAACUUCCAAGUUCAAGUAGUUCACCCCUUAGGGGACUUUCUGACAGCAAGGUUUCAGGAAUGGAUUCUAAUGAAUCACGCAAAAGUAUUUCUGCAGUAAUUAACAACAGCAGCAACAACAAUAAUAACAAUUCAGACAGUACUGGAAUUUCAUGUGAGAAUGGUGUCUCCUUAAAUGUUUCAGAACAUGCUGCUGAUGCUGAUGCUUCUCAAACUAAUAAUAAGACAAAAGACAAAGAAAUAUUCAGCGCACAAGAGUUGGCUGAGAAUGAAUCUUCAGACAGGCUAUUUGAUGUGCCGUUUUUUGGUGAAGAUAAACCAUCUGCAGAUUUUUCUCCGAUAUUUGUAUCUUGUUCAUCUGAGACACCUGAAGUUGGUAAUUUGGGAAGGGAAGCUGAAAUGAAGGGACAUAAUGAGUCUGGUUAUACCAGAUCAGUAGAUGUGCAGGCAACUUGUAUUACCCAGAGGAUAGAGAAAGGUACUGCAGAGUGGCAGUUAAAAGGAAAAAGGAAAUCGAGACAAAUAAGUGAAAAACAAAGACACAACCCUGGAAAACAUGCUGACAUGGUUGAUGAACCAAAUACUUUUUUGGCAAGUACAGAGCAUUUGGAUGGAUUUUCUCUGGGCUCCAAUCAGAAAGUUGAUUUCAAUGGUGUUGAUGGGUCAGGUGAUCCAUACACGUGCACCUCUCAAUCCAAGUCUAAGUCAGUUGUUGAAGAUCAGCUUAAUGGGUUUGGGGACUGGAAGUCCAUGUCUCGGCAGCCACAUGGGAGAGGGCCAAUAGUGGAGGCGAAAGUACUCCCUGAUAGUUCCGGGAACCCUCAAAGGUCGCUUCCAUACCGUCAGUCACGCUAUACCGUAAACCCCAGAUAUCAGACGACAGAUUUCCCUGGAAAAACUUAUUCUGCUGAUUCAUCAUUAUAUGAUAUUAAGAUUGACGUGAAAGCUAACUAUCGGCCACAACAUGUUCCAUUAGUUUCCCUCAUGAGUAAACUGAAUGGUAAAGCCAUAAUAGGUCACCCUCUAACAGUUGAGGUUUUGAAUGAUGAUUACUAUGACAAUCCGAGUCAAGAAGCUGCUAUGGAGUGCACCGAAGUUGACCAUUCCUUGAAGCAAAAUUCAGGUGGACGAGUCCCUAGAAAGCAUAUAAAAUUGCAAUCGCAAUUCCCACCACGUAAAUCAGCAAAAGUAAAGAAAUCGGGACUGUUGUCUAAGAAGAUUCGGAAAUUGUCUUCAUUGACGGGUCAGAAGCUAUGUGUGGGUUUCAGGAAACCUGUAGCGGAGAAGCCCAAAGGUCCUGUAAUAGCUUGCAUCCCUCUAAAGUUAGUCUUCAGCAGGAUAAACGAAGCAUUGAACGGCUCAGCAAGGCCAACGCACCGAUCAUUAACAUCAAGCAAUUCAUGAGUAAGUGAUCUAAGCCAUACUGAAUAUUGGAGUAUAGAACCAGGCAGGCGGUUCAUUUUAAAAGCCUUACCAUUUAGCAUGGUCAGCAUGCAUUGUACUCAACAGGUAGAACAAAUGAGAUUGGGUUUGUUGUAGAAGGAAACAGGUAAAGCCAAUGAAGGAUGAAGAACAAGGGAGUCUUCCCUGGCUUUGUAUAUAUGAAAAUGUAACAUUAGUUGGAAGUGUAAAGGAGGCAUUAGGUAAUAUCCAUGACUUAGUAUUGGGAUUUAAAAACAAAAGAAAGCAUCAUGGAAUCAGGUUGAUUUAGGGGCUGAAUAACCCAAGUUUUGGCGGUUGUACAAUUUUUUUUCUUUUUUCUUUUUUUGGGCCUUGGGACUUCGAUUUGGUAAUUUAUUCCAAUUCCCAUAGCCUCUUUUUUUCAAUUUUGUUUUGCUUUUGGAAAUCAGAUUUUUUUCUUGCUUAUUCCAA
Molecule: messenger RNA, 3043 nt
Organism: Gossypium raimondii (Peruvian cotton)
Lineage: Eukaryota; Viridiplantae; Streptophyta; Magnoliopsida; Malvales; Malvaceae
Exons: 4
Coding region: 230-2575 (781 amino acids)
Source: RefSeq, a predicted model, not a curated record